UACUCUACUUAUUCCACGACCAUUUCACAAUAUGCAUGAACAUAACACAAAGCCCAUAAUCUUCGUGUCACAACAAACCAUUUUGGCAAAAGUUUUGAAACUUGCCGUUACCGUGCGUGCCAACUACGAAAGAACUGGAACUUUAUUUUUACAUUCGAGAAAAUUCGGUUCAAGAUGCGUAUAAGCUCUUUUGCUACAGCACCGUGAGUUCUACGUAAUUUUAUGUAAUAUAUUUACUAUGACAACACGGCAGAGAUCAUCAGGCUCGAUUUCACGAUCGAUCUAACGAGAAAAAAACCUAUAAGGCUUCGCCUAAUAAAAUAAGUCAAAAAUUCAUAACUCGGCCGUAACUCGCGCAAUUCGCCAAACGCUUAUAUCUGGCGACUACAGCACACACCGUCAUAGGUGGACUGCGGAGCGAGUUUGCGAAUAGAAAGCGACACAAGUAUAGCCGUCGGAUUUUCGGCGGGGCCCGGCGAAUUCUUCUUCUCUUUUGGAUUCGCCACCACCAGCAGCAGGUAUUGGACCGGACCUACUCGCGAAACCCCCGCGGUUCCUCCCGUAUAAAAGCUCGGACUCGCGCUCCCAAAGCCAGUCGCAUCUUCGUAGGCUUUUCGCACAGAUAGCAGCAGCAGCCCGCAAUUUUCGAAUCCCGAUCAACAUGAUUGCUAAGGCAUUGAUCUUGUUCGCCCUGGUGGCUCUGGCCCUGGCCGAGGUGUCUCAGGUGGAGGAGAAGGUUGAAGUGAAGAAGCACGUGGAGGAGGAGCCGCAGCUCGAGAAAAAGACCGAGGAAGUCACCGACGAAAAGAAGCACAAGCGCGGACUGCUGGAGCUCGGCUACGGCUACGCUUCCCCCUACGCCUACUCGCACCUCGCCAUUCCGACCGUCUACACCCAGGGCGUCCACACCAACACCGUCAUCACCAAGGAGGUGCCCGUCGCUGUGCCCCAUCCCGUGGCUGUGCCCGUUGAGAAGCACGUGCCCUACCCCGUCAUCCAGAAGGUCGCCGUGCCAGUAGACCGCCCAGUCGCCGUCAACGUGCCCAGACCCUACCCCGUCGAAGUGACCAAGCACGUCCCAGUGCCGGUCGACCGUCCAGUUGCUGUGCCUUACCCAGUGGUCAAGCACGUGCCAGCUCCCUACGCCGUCCCCGUGGUCAAGCACGUCCCGGUGCCCUACGCUCAGCCCAUCAUCUACGAGAAGUACAGCCACGCUUACCCAAUCUCUGCCUACACCACCUGGUAAACGGUGUAUGAGGAAGCAGCGGAGGUAUGCCUCGAUUCAGCCAUAGUAUAGAUACUGCGCCCGAUGGAGUUUCGCCUGCAGGGAAGAUAAGGACUCUGGAGGUACAAGGACGCAUCGGGAGGAGUAUCGAGAGCCACUGUUGGUGGGCCUGACUUCUUCAGCUGGCUCACUGGUACACUGAGCUUAUUUUUCUUCCAAACGCCGAGAAUCGAGGAAGCCAUCCGCACAGCGGGGAUUGGUUAUUGUUGAUUACGUCGACGAAGUGUUUAAUCGAGUCGAUUACCUACUCCGACGAUCUCGCUCAUCUUCGCUUCUUGUUACUUCUUGUUAGAUGCAAGUUUUCUACGUUUUGUGUACAACACCUGGGGCCUCAUCAUUCUCACCUUUAAAUAAAUACCUUUGUCAAUGAA
Messenger RNA from Nasonia vitripennis (jewel wasp), 1656 nucleotides. RefSeq names its product MAGE-like protein 2. The record is from RefSeq and is a predicted model, not a curated record. Lineage: Eukaryota; Metazoa; Arthropoda; Insecta; Hymenoptera; Pteromalidae. Bases 662 to 1246 code for a protein of 194 amino acids. The transcript is spliced from 3 exons.